CAAGAAUGAGAAUUUUCAAACUUACCUUCUUGUUACUUACCAUCUUAGUGAUUCUCUCUGCUGUGGAUGUUGGUGAAUGCGGAUUCUUCAGUUUUAUCAAGAAGAUUGGAAGCAAGAUUUUGAAAGGGGCCAAAUGGGUUGUAAAAAAAGGCAUAAAAGUCGGAGAAAUAGCCACAAAGUUCGCUCCAAUUGUCGGUGCGGUAUAGUUGCAUGAGGACAUUGAUAUUUCGUGCUCGGCUGUCGAUAAAUCUUGGCAUUGUGA
Molecule: messenger RNA, 262 nt
Organism: Cylicocyclus nassatus
Lineage: Eukaryota; Metazoa; Nematoda; Chromadorea; Rhabditida; Strongylidae
Source: the annotation of a GenBank genome assembly